Molecule: messenger RNA, 658 nt
Organism: Papaver somniferum (opium poppy)
Lineage: Eukaryota; Viridiplantae; Streptophyta; Magnoliopsida; Ranunculales; Papaveraceae
Product: thymocyte nuclear protein 1-like
Exons: 1
Coding region: 9-491 (160 amino acids)
Cellular component (GO): nucleus
Source: RefSeq, a predicted model, not a curated record
AGUAAGAGAUGAGUGAAGGAGAAGAAGAAAAGCAGUACUGGUUACUGAAAACAGAACCAGGAGAAUGGUCGUGGGAAGAUCAAAGAGCAAACGAAGGAAUAUCAAAGUGGGAUGGAGUAAAAAAUAAACAAGCUCAAAAGUAUAUGAAAUCGAUGAAAUUAGGAGAUCUUUGUUUCUUUUAUCAUUCAGGUAAUAAAUCUCGUAGAAUUGUUGGUGUUGUAUCUGUAAUCAAAGAAUGGUAUUUUACUGAUGAUGAUGAGAAGGAAGGAGCUGUAGAUGUUAAAGAAGUUGGUGAGAUGAAUAGACCUGUUGAUUUGAAAGAGAUGAAAGGUGAAGAUGGGUUGAAAGGGUUUGUGUUGUUUAGACAACCUAGGUUAUCAGUUGUUCCUGUUCCUAAGAAUAUUUGGGAUAAACUUUGUGAAAUUGGGGGUGGGUUCACCAAAGAAGAUGAAGGAGAGGGAGGUGUUGUUCUAGAUAAGUUGGAUGAUUAGAUCAUCUUGGGAUCUUGGAUUAUAUUUUGGUUUUUAAUUGUCAUAUUUUAGGGAUUAGAUUAUCUUGCAAACAUAUUUGAUUUAUCCCAAUUUCUGUGUUUCUUAAUUUACAGCUUGUAUAUUACUUCCUACUAGGUGAAUGGUUUUCUUUUCAUCAAAAAGUUAGA